Molecule: messenger RNA, 1555 nt
Organism: Lactuca sativa (garden lettuce)
Lineage: Eukaryota; Viridiplantae; Streptophyta; Magnoliopsida; Asterales; Asteraceae
Product: pto-interacting protein 1
Biological process (GO): protein phosphorylation
Molecular function (GO): ATP binding; protein kinase activity
Source: RefSeq, a predicted model, not a curated record
UCCCAUUUGCAUCCCGAUUUUAGCCUACGCGCUUUCCUAAUUGGCUUAUCUUAGCCGUCUGUCUUCUCGCUCGCUCAAUAUUACUAGCCAACAAAGCGUAAUUAACACAAUUGUGUUUGUAAUCUUUCUUUCUUUCUUUCUUUUCUAUUGCUUAUUACAAAAAAAAAAACUCAUUUUUUUUGAAGCAAUAUCGUUCACUGAGUCAACCACUGCAAAAAUCUUAGCUUUGUCGCCAGAGGAAAGUAAUCAUGAGUUGCUUCAGCUGUUGCGGAGAAGAUGACAUGCAUAAGUCUUACGACAAUGGACCUUACAUGGCAAAUAACGCAGCAGGAAACAAUGGAGGCUAUCGCACGACUGAAGCCGCACCAAAGGACACACAGGCUGUAGCCAUUCAGCCCAUCGCUGUUCCUACUGUCCAGGUGGACGAAUUGAAGGAAAUUACUGAUAAUUUUGGUACAAAGUCAUUAAUUGGUGAGGGAUCAUAUGGAAGAGUCUACCAUGGUGUUUUAAGAAGCGGACAAGCUGCAGCUAUUAAAAAGUUAGACUCUAGUAAGCAACCAGAUCAGGAGUUUUUAGCUCAGGUUUCUAUGGUAUCAAGGCUUAAACAUGAUCAUGUCGUUGAGCUACUUGGAUACUGUGUAGAUGGUGGUUUGAGAGUACUUGCUUAUGAGUACGCUUCAAAUGGAUCUCUUCACGAUAUUCUUCAUGGCAAGAAAGGUGUAAAAGGUGCACAACCAGGUCCAGUUUUAUCAUGGUCUCAGAGAGUUAAAAUUGCAGUUGGGGCUGCAAAAGGACUCGAAUACUUACAUGAAAAAGCACAGCCUCAUAUUAUUCAUCGUGAUAUAAAGUCAAGUAAUGUGCUUCUUUUUGAUGAAGAUGUUGCAAAGAUUGCAGAUUUUGACUUGUCAAACCAAGCUCCUGACAUGGCAGCAAGACUUCAUUCCACGCGUGUUCUUGGAACCUUUGGCUAUCAUGCACCUGAGUAUGCCAUGACUGGACAGCUCAGCUCAAAGAGUGAUGUCUACAGCUUUGGAGUUGUUCUUUUGGAACUCUUGACUGGACGAAAACCCGUUGACCAUACUUUGCCACGUGGUCAACAGAGUCUAGUCACUUGGGCAACACCAAAACUUAGUGAAGAUAAGGUGAAACAGUGUGUUGACACUCGACUGAAUGGAGAAUACCCUCCAAAGGCAGUUGCCAAGAUGGCGGCAGUUGCAGCCUUGUGUGUGCAAUAUGAAGCUGAUUUCAGGCCAAAUAUGAGCAUUGUUGUUAAAGCAUUGCAGCCAUUGUUGAAUGCUCGACAUGGACCUCAAACAGAAGCACCACACUUGUGAAUUCAUCUCUUUAUUUAUGUUGAAUAUAUGGAGUAUAUGUUUAUUGUUUUUGAACAACAGGCCACCUAAACGUAGCAUAUAUUUAUGUAUGAUUUGUAGAAUCAUUCUUUUGUUUGAUGUUUACCAGCAAGGUUUUAAAUUUCUCAAUCUUUACAAAUGUGUAAGAUUUCUUGGAAACUUUCAAGGAUUGUUUGUAAUGCAAUUGUCUUGGGUUAAGAUUA